CCCAAAAAUCUCCCGCUGCCCCAGUUGCAGGGCAGGAUGGCUCAGGACAUGACGGAGAAGGAGCUGCUGAAGAUGGAGCUGGACCAGCUGAAGAGGGAGGUGAAGAACGAGAGGCAGAUGGUGUCCAAGACGGGCAAGGAGAUCAAGGAGUACAUCGAGUCCAUGGCGGGCGAGGACCCGCUGCUCAAGGGGGUCCCCGAGGACAAGAACCCCUUCAAGGAGAAGGGGGGCUGCGCCAUCAGCUGACCCCCGUGCGCCCCCAGGACUCCCCCUCCACCCCUACAGCACCUAGAGAGCAGCAAAAGAAGAAAAAAAAAAAAAAAAAUACAAAAAAAUUCAAACCAAACCCGACCCCGCCUCCCGCGCUGCCGCCGGGGCUGAGCUUUG
Molecule: messenger RNA, 387 nt
Organism: Oenanthe melanoleuca
Lineage: Eukaryota; Metazoa; Chordata; Aves; Passeriformes; Muscicapidae
Gene: GNGT2
Product: G protein subunit gamma transducin 2
Exons: 2
Coding region: 37-246 (69 amino acids)
Biological process (GO): G protein-coupled receptor signaling pathway
Cellular component (GO): heterotrimeric G-protein complex
Molecular function (GO): G-protein beta-subunit binding
Source: RefSeq, a predicted model, not a curated record